AUGGACCCUGUGGAACGGCCGCUGCCCCAGGCGAUCAGCCACAGCCUCCAGCAGGUCCAGCAGACGGCGAUGGCCCGGCUGAAGGCGAUCGCCCACUUACAAGAGAAAUUACACGCGUCGGUGGCCCUGACGCUGGACAACUACCAACACCAAUUGGCUCAGCUCCACAUUCAAUUACAGGCAGUGGAGCGAGAACAGAGCUUACAACGAGCAAAACAGCAGCAGCAGCAACAACAAUUGGCCCAGGAACUACCGACCAUCCACCGCGAUCUCCACCAGCUCCAACAACUGCUAUCUCAACUCGACAGACUUCAAACGAAUAUUGUCCUGAUACAACAACAGAUUGCUGAUCUUGAUCGUCAACAGGCUGAAGCGGAAGCCCGGCUAGUGCAGCGGCUGAAACGGACUCGAGAAGCGGUGACGAGAGAUAUCAAUAACCUCGAGACUUAUAGUCGGCUACUAGGACUACGGAUCGAGGCCCGCAAACCGAACAUUAUCAAGUUUUCCUUCACUAACAUUGACCCUCGCCAUCCUGAGCGAGUAUACCAGAUUGAUAUUGACAUAUCGGGAGAAGAUUUCGUCGUGGUGGCGCUGGCGCCCGAUCUCGGCUCAAACUUGUUGCUGCUUGUGGAACACGAGCUUAACGAUCACCGGUCGGUGGGGAAGUUCCUUAAGACCGUGAGGCACUUGUUCAAAGAGACUCUUGAAACUUGA
Diutina rugosa is the source of this 714-nucleotide messenger RNA. RefSeq lists its product as uncharacterized. Gene Ontology annotation, cellular component: Ndc80 complex. The record is from RefSeq and is a predicted model, not a curated record. Lineage: Eukaryota; Fungi; Ascomycota; Pichiomycetes; Serinales; Debaryomycetaceae. Gene Ontology annotation, biological process: chromosome segregation. The coding region runs from base 1 to 714 and encodes 237 amino acids. The transcript has a single exon.